Messenger RNA from Tetranychus urticae (two-spotted spider mite), 831 nucleotides. RefSeq names its product motile sperm domain-containing protein 2-like. Gene Ontology annotation, cellular component: endoplasmic reticulum-endosome membrane contact site; endomembrane system. Lineage: Eukaryota; Metazoa; Arthropoda; Arachnida; Trombidiformes; Tetranychidae. The record is from RefSeq and is a predicted model, not a curated record.
AUGGAACCAAGUGAUCUUAAAAAGUCUAUUGAGAAACUCCGUAAAGCAUUUCUUGAUCUUUCAGAUGAAGACCAAUUUGAUGCUCGGGAUAUUAAAUUGGUUAAGUCAUCUGAUAUACCAUGCAUAUCUUUUCUCGAGACAAAUUCAUCUUUAUCAAAAGCUCUGGAAACAUUAGUGAAACACUGCCAAUGGCGUAAAAAGGAGCACAUCAAUGAUUUGAAAGCCACCGAUUUUCCAGCUGAAGUUUUCCGCCUUGGUUGGCUCUAUCAUCAAGGAAGUGAUCUUGACGGUCAUCCAUUGAUGUGGAUGAGAUUGAAAGUUCCGCUAGGACCAAGAUCGUUGCUCUUGAAAUAUUUCACUUAUUCAUUGGAAGUGGUUCGCAAUCGAACCCUUGCCGAUGAAAUUAAGCCAGCUGUUAUUUAUGACUGCCGUAAUCCAAGUAUAGAUAUUAAUGCUCUUAAAGAGUUGGUUCAUAUUGGGCUCAAUCAAUAUCCACCUUGGAUUGAGUACAUUGUCUUCCUUGAGAUGAGUUCGACUUUUGCUUUCUUUUGUAGAGCUGCUCGCUACUUUUUCCCCAAACAUCUCCGUGAUCAUGUCAAAUUCAUGUCAGCUUCUCAAUUAGAGAGUCUUAUUUCACUGGACAACUUCCCUGAUUAUAUGGGUGGAAAGAUAACAACCAUUGAUACUCCAACUCUUCAACAGUGUCCAUCUUUUUCUUCAUUUGCAGAGACUCAGAAAUUGGAUAAAUCUGAGAUUGAAUCGAUUCAACGUUACUUUGAUGAAAAUAUUGGUUUAAAGGAAAACUUGAAUAAUCCUGAAUGUGCUAAUUGA